This is a messenger RNA of Drosophila eugracilis, 1713 nucleotides long. Its product is annotated as 27 kDa hemolymph protein. The transcript has a single exon. The record is from RefSeq and is a predicted model, not a curated record. The coding region runs from base 243 to 1154 and encodes 303 amino acids. NCBI's taxonomy places the organism in Eukaryota, Metazoa, Arthropoda, Insecta, Diptera, Drosophilidae.
CCAUCAAUCGAAAGCCAUCUCUAACCGACGGGUGGGAUACAAUGGAAUUUUCUAAUUGAAUUAAUUUUUCCAAUUGUUUAAAUGUACAUUCAGUAUCUUCUGAUAAUCCAAACAAUUAUGUAUGUUUGAAGGAGAUAAAACAUACUAGUGCAAAACUCUUUCGUCGGCAGGUGACCUCAACAAGGUUAAAAAAAGUAAAAACCAAAAAAAAAAAAAGAAAAAAAAACACAAAAUAACUGAAGAUGACCAAAACAUUUAUAAACCAUACAAUCAGCAUAAUAUGGCUAAUUAUCUUUAGCAAUAUUGGCAUAUGGGCCCAAUUGGACAUUGAUCAAAUCCAGACCCAACUUCCAGACCAACUAGCCAAGUCGAACUUUAGCUUAAACGAUGCCAAGGAGCUGUUUCGCAACAAAUGCAUCGAGGUUGCCGGCGAGGAGGCGGGUGGUCAGGCGUACGGCGAAAUCGAGUCUGGAUUUAUUGUCCUCACCGAUUGCCUAAAUGGCAUCGUUAACUAUACGGCGAUGCAACAGGAAAUUCAGGAGGCCAGUCCCAAGGGCGAACUCGAUGUAGUAUUUAAUAAGUACUGUAGCAGGCGAACGAACGCCGUGGAAUGUGUUGAUGUGUUUACGGCCAAGCUUUUGCCUUGUUUGGUCCAGGAGGAGCGAGAAGGUCAGGAUGUCAUUAAGCAGAUUAUCCAGAGCCUGUUAAAUUUCGUCUGUCACAAAGAUGGCGAUCAAAUAGCUCUAUUUAUCGCUGAAAAAGGCCCCGAGUGCAUCGAAUCGCAGAAGGACAACAUCCACCAGUGCGUGAACAAUACCUUUUCGGAGUACCUAAACUUCUCUGAUCUGCAGGACAAUCGAAUCAAGACGAUCCCAAAGCUAACUGUUGGUCAAAAGCAGUGCGACGAAAUGUUGACUCUGGAAGCUUGUGUGGUCAGCAAAUUGGAGCAAUGCUCGGACAUUACACCAGCCAAUCUCGUCGAGUCAAUGUUCAACUUUAUAAGAAACCAAACAUUGUGCCGAGACAAUCAAAAAUCUCCUCUAGUCGCUGCGGUCAGUGGAAGUCGAGGGUUGCAACACAUUAUGCCUAAUAUUUUUCCUUACUUCGCUAUUUAUUUGCUUAUUUUACGAGUUUCUUUUCAAAAAUCUCCUUAGUUUUAAGAUGCUUGUUUUUGUGCUCGAAUAUUAGCUUUUUAUCCUGACAGAUAAUCUGUAAAACUUUUUUUUAAUGCUUCAGCUUUCCAGUUUAAAGCGAUUAAUCAAAAAGCACGAUAAUCACUAUUUUUAAGCUUUUGCUUUGCUAAUAACGUAGACGUGGAACAGGAUUCCAUAGUUCAACAGCUUCUGGGGGUGCGCAAGUCAAAGUACUCAGGCAGCUAAAUUUGUUGAUUGCUUAUAAUUUGUGUAAUUAACUUUCAAUAAUUGUUUAGAAUACUCCUAAAAAUGAGUUGGCCUAUGUCAUGCGUUCAUCUCAAUGCUUUAUUUAAAUUCGAUUAAAUUUUGGGGGCUUAUUCGGUUUCGAGUUAAGUUUGUAUUAAAUCUUAUAUUUCACUGUGGGCAGCUAAUGGUAAUCUCACUAUUUCAUAGUGAAUAAGGUACGGGUUUGGGAUAUGAAGUACUAUCUAUUAUAUUUGUAUGAAUAAUGAAUGAAAAGUUUUGUAAAUGAAUAUACGUAUCAUUAUUGUAAAAAUAAAGUGAUAAAUUUGAAAAUAAA